This is a messenger RNA of Gadus chalcogrammus (walleye pollock), 3430 nucleotides long. RefSeq names its product cilium assembly protein DZIP1-like. The record is from RefSeq and is a predicted model, not a curated record. Gene Ontology annotation, cellular component: ciliary basal body; cytoplasm. Lineage: Eukaryota; Metazoa; Chordata; Actinopteri; Gadiformes; Gadidae. Gene Ontology annotation, biological process: cilium assembly. The coding region runs from base 369 to 3239 and encodes 956 amino acids. The transcript is spliced from 18 exons.
UUCCCCUUCUCUUCCCCUCUCCCUCCGAUCUCCCCUCUCCGUGACUCCCCUCCCCCAUCUUCUCGGGGCUGUAGGAAUGUGGAAGCCUCCUACGUCAUCACCUCGUUGCGUAGCGGGGUCCCGGCUCUGAAAAACUGAGCGAAAACACCCGGACCUUAAAAACCUAAAUACUUUACGUUAACGGGUCCUGCUCCACCACCUCCUCCCUCCUCGUACCUCCAGUACGACGACGCGGUUUCUUGUCUCCAUGGUGAUGAUGUCGAGGAAGCGCUGCGCGUCGGACUGAAAGGGGCGGGGCGACCAACCACCAUAGCGACUGGUUUGUGUAUCCCUCGCAACGUUGUUCCUUCACGGCGAAUCACCUGAAGAUGCCGUUCCACGACAGCGUGUACUACCCCUACCCCGACCCCCAGGGCACCCCCUCCCCCGCGGGGGUCCCGUCGCUCCUCGACUCGCCCGCCCUCCUCCAGCACCACCUCCUCUCUGACUCCUCCUCCUCCGCCCACUCCCACCACCACCACCCCAUCGCCAUGACCCCCUCCGCCCUCCCGCCGGCGCCCGCCCCCGCUCCGCCGCACCUGCCGCCGUUCAAAUUCCGCGCGCGGCGCGAGAGCGUGGACUGGCGGCGCGUGGGCGCCCUCGACGUGGACCGCGUGGCCAGCGAGCUGGACCUGGACGCGCUGCAGCAGCACGUGACGGCCGUGGCCUUCUGCAGCCUGGAGGGCGAGCGCUGCCCGCGCUGCCGGGCCGCGCUGGACCCCGCCCUCGCCAAGCUCUUCCGCCUGGCCCAGCUCACGGUGGAGUGGCUCCUGCACUGCCAGGCGGCACUCGCCGAGCACCUCCGCGCGGCCGAGGGGCGGCUGGCGGCGGCCGGCGGCGAGCGGGAGCGGCUGGCCGGGCGCCACGCCCGCCUGGAGGAGAGGGCCCGCGCGCUGACCGGAGAGCUGAAGCAGCGGAAGAGGGUGAUCCGCACGCAGCAGAGCAUGCUGGCGCCGCGCUGCGUCGGGAGUCAUAAGUGUUCCCACUGUGACAAGUCCUUCCUCAACGCCUCCUUCCUCCAGAACCACCUCCAGCGCCGACAUCCCAACGAGUCGGAGAUCCAAUCGCGGCCAGACAACGAGAAGAAGUCUCAGCUGGACGUCCUGAAGGAGGAGAUCAGCAGCCUGAAGGAACAGCUGGUGCAGCAGCAGCAGACCCUGCAGGCCAAGACCGAUCAGGAGAAGGAGCAGGAGUCUCUCCACCGGGACCUGGUGCGGGAGCUGGAGCGCUUCAAGGCGGAGGAGAUGACCCGCAUGGACCGCAAGAUCGAGGACAGCCGCGACGGCUUCCGCCGCGAGAUGGAGUUCUUCUACACCAGGAACUUCCAGGCUCGCAUCGAGCAAGAGCACAGCCAGAUGUCGCGGCGCGAGACGGCCAGCAGCCCCGUGCAGCGCCCCCCCGAGCGGGAGCAGGACGCCCACGCCGACGCCCAGGCGCACGCCAUGCAGCGCCUGGAGCAGCAGCUCAGGAAACAGGAUAAAAAGUGGGAAUCCAGACUGCAGGAGAUCAAAGGCCAACACGAGUCAGAGAAGAACCAGCUGCUGAGUGAGCUGAGCAGGAUGCAGUCGUCGGUGGGGGAGCAGCAGAGCCGGGGUCAGAGGUCACUGGAGGAGAUGGAGAGGAGGCUGCAGGAGAGAGACCGCACCAUCACCUCUCAGAGAGAGCAGAUUAGGAACAUAUCCUCCCAACAGCCGGUCACCAAGAUAGUGGAGGUACCAGUCAUCGUCACGGCGACCCCACCAGAACCGAGACGCAAGCGAAUUGUCCGCGACUCCAGCAGCGUCUCGGAGAAGAGGCGCCCCCCGGUGGUGUCGGCGGAGAGCAGGAGACCCGAGGCGGCGGCGGCGACUCCGGCUCCGGCUCCGGCUCUGGCUCCGGAGCGGCGGGAGAGGCUGACGCCGGCCGCCCUGCGGAGGAACCCCAGCCUCAGGAGAGAGCUGCGGCCCGCACUGGAGCUCGCCCUGGCCGAGAAGCUGGAGGACCUGGGGCUCCGGCCGGGGCAGAGUGGUCUGAAGAGCAAGGAGCUGAGCGGCAUCCUGUCCCAGGUGGUCUCGGCGCGGGAGAGCGCGGCCCGCGAGGUGCCGCAGUACUGGCGCCACCGCGAGGAGGUGGUCCGCGACCUGGAACAGAGGCUUCAGGACCGACGCCGGGGCAGCGAGCCCGCCGCCAAUGGCUCGCUGCGGGCCAAGGCCAGGGCCGCCGCUCAAGCGAGUCAAAACAGACCUCGGUCCAGUAGCCUCCCCUCCAGGGUGACUCAGGUGAUGUCUGGACCUCCGGCAAAACAGGCCAAGACCCCCCAGCCAACACCCAGGACCAGUACUGUCGACCAACCGAAGACCUUGACCAGCAGAGCCAGGAACCCGGCCAAGGCUGCCGUACCCAACUUCAGGACACCUCCUUUCAGCUCAGACGAAGACUCAGAGGAGGAAGAGGACAGUGAGGAUGACGACGAGGAAGAGGACGAGGAGGAUCUAAGAAGGAUGCGCGGGCGCUCUCAGGACCCUAGGGGCCGGUCCCCGCAAGCCUCCAGACCUCAGCGGGCCCCCGUUGUGCUCCAGAACACAGCCGGCAGACCCAGCCCGGUCGCACGGCAGCAGACUCCAGCGCGGCCCGCACUCGCCUCCACGCCCAAUCAGCAACGGGCACCAGCCGGGAACGUCGUGAAGGCGGCGGCCGUUAAGGCUCCGGACAGCGAUGACGACGACUGGUCGGAGGUUAGCGUGCUGCAAGAGAUCGACCCCAAGCGGCUACAGUCUUAUGAGGACCGGAACGGCAGCACGGACAAGAGACCCGCGGUGAAACAGGCCACGGUGCGGGAGUUGGCUGUGAAAGUGGAGAACAAGCUGGCGGAGAGAGGCGGGCGACGGCCAGCAGGGGGCGUGAACGUCGCACCGAAGAGUACAAAGAAAACAGAGGAGGAGGAUGUAGUUCAGGAGCUACUGUACACAGAUCUAGAGGAGAGCAGUGAUUGGGCGGUGUCGUCCCUGGAGGAGCCGGGUCACAUCCUGGCUCUCCCCAAGUCGGGCCCCAAGGGGCCCCCACCGACCAGGAAGAGUCUGGACUCGUCCAGCACUAGCGUCUGGGGAACCUCCACGGGCAAGGGACAGAAAUCCGGAGUGACGGACACCGCGGGGGCCGGCAGCACGCUGAAGAGCAGCCUGAUCUCACUCAGCGACUUCAGCGACUCAGAAGACAUUUAGCAUUGCACACCCUACUGUUCUGACCCCACAUGAACCCUGGAAUGUCUUUGAUGACCCCUUUAUAUAUGAUUUAUGAGAUUAUUUUACCCUAUAGGUACUGCUUUUAUAGUGUCCGAUUUAUAUGUGACAGAAUCUUUUUUGUAGAUUUUUGUUGAUGAUUUUCUCCUUUAUACAUUCAUACAAGCAAUAAA